Messenger RNA from Eutrema salsugineum, 2766 nucleotides. RefSeq names its product glutamate receptor 2.5. Gene Ontology annotation, molecular function: G protein-coupled receptor activity; glutamate-gated receptor activity. NCBI's taxonomy places the organism in Eukaryota, Viridiplantae, Streptophyta, Magnoliopsida, Brassicales, Brassicaceae. The coding region runs from base 1 to 2766 and encodes 921 amino acids. The transcript is spliced from 5 exons. Gene Ontology annotation, biological process: G protein-coupled receptor signaling pathway. The record is from RefSeq and is a predicted model, not a curated record. Gene Ontology annotation, cellular component: plasma membrane.
AUGUCGUUUAUCUAUGAUCUCAUGUAUCGUUCUCAUCCUUUACGUCUUCUAAUUUUACUCAUCUUCUUAGUUUUAUUCGGGAAAUCCCAAAAGGAGGCAUUACAAGUUAAAGUGGGAAUCGUUCUUGACACUACGUUAGCAGAUUUGAGCUUACGUGCUAUCAACAUGUCUCUGUCGGAAUUCUAUAAUACUCAUAAUGGCUUCAAGACAAGGAUUGUCCUCAACAUCCGAGACUCCAAACAAACUGUUGUUGGUGCUGCAGCUUCAGCUUUAUACUUGAUUAAGAAGAGGGAAGUGGUGGCGAUUAUUGGACCAGGGAGUUCAAUGCAAGCUCCAUUUUUAAUCAACCUCGGAAACCAAUCUCAAGUUCCAAUCAUUUCGUUCUCCGCAACAAGCCCUCUUCUGGACUCCCUUCGUAGUCCAUAUUUCAUCAGAGCCACACACGACGAUUCAGCACAAGUUCACGCCAUAAGUGCCAUCAUAGAGUCAUUUAGAUGGAGAGAAGUUGUCUCUAUUUAUGUAGACAAUGAGUUUGGAGAAGGUAUUCUUCCUUACCUAGUCGAUGCUUUUCAAGAGAUCAACGUUCGUAUCCGAUACCGAAGCGCCAUCUCGUUAUAUUUCUCUGAUGAUCAAAUCAGGAUAGAGCUUUACAAACUAAUGAACAUGCCCUCUAGGGUUUUUGUCGUGCACAUGUUGCCUGAUCUCGGGGCAAGGCUUUUUGCGAUAGCUAAAGAGAUUGGUAUGAUGAGUAAAGGAUAUGUAUGGAUUGUUACAAAUGGUAUAGCUAAUCUCAUGAGUUUAAUGGGGGAAUCAAGCUUUGAAGAUAUGCAUGGUGUCUUGGGUGUCAAGACAUAUUUGUCUAGGUCAAAAGAGCUAGCGUAUCUGGAAGCUCGUUGGCGAAAAAGAUUUGGAGGAGAAGAGCUAAACAAUUUUGGAUAUUGGGCUUAUGAUGCUGCAACAGCACUUGCAAUGUCAGUUGAAGAAAUAAGUAACGUAAACAUGAGUUUCAAUAUGACGACCAAAAACGUUUCAAGAAAUGAUAUUGGGACUGAUCUUGAUGAUCUCGGUGUCUCUCUCUCUGGUCCUAAGCUUAUUCAAGCGUUAUCGAAGGUCAGCUUCAAAGGUGUUGCCGGGAGAUUUCAGCUGAAACAGGGGAAGCUAGAGGCGACGAUUUUCAAGAUAAUCAAUAUAGAAGAAAGCGGUGAAAGAACGAUUGGAUUUUGGAAAUCAGAAGAAGGAUUAAUGAAGAACCUAAAAGAGGUUCAAAAAGGCAUUAACAUCUCACAGAGCUCGCGUCGCCUUGGACCAAUAAUAUGGCCAGGGGACACUAUUUUGGUGCCCAAAGGUUGGGAUUUCCCAAUAAAUGCAAAGAAGCUAAGGAUAGCAGUUCCAAAGAAGGAUGGUUUCAACCAAUUUGUGAAGGUAACAAAGGAUGCACACACAAAUGUUCUAACUGUCACCGGUUUUUGCAUAGAUGUUUUUGACACGGUGAUCAGACAAAUGCCAUAUGCUGUCCCUUUUGAGUACAUCCCCUUUGAAACUCCUGAUGGGUUAUCAGAUGGAAACUACGACGAAAUGAUUUAUAAAGUGUUUCUUGGGGAGUAUGAUGGAGCUGUAGGGGAUACAACAAUCUUAGCAAAUCGGUCUGCUUAUGUCGAUUUCGCAUUGCCAUACUCGGAGACCGGUAUUGUGUUCGUUGUGCCGGUCAAGGACGAGAGAGAGAAAGGAAAAUGGGUCUUCUUAAAGCCCUUAACAAAGGAGCUCUGGUUGCUCACUGCUGCUGCUUUUCUCUACAUUGGAAUGAUGGUUUGGAUUUUUGAAUACCAAGCAGAUGAUACUAGAUUCAGGGAACAAGACAUGACUAAUAAAAUAUCUAAUGUGUUCUACUUUUCAUUUUCGACUCUCUUUUUCGCACACAGGAAGCCAUCAGAGAGCUUUUUCACAAGGGCUCUUGUGGUGGUUUGGUGCUUUGUGUUAUUGAUUCUGACUCAGAGCUACACAGCGACACUGACAUCGAUGCUGACUGUUCAAGAGCUUCGACCAACAGUGCGACACAUGGAUGAUCUGAGGAAGAGCGGAGUGAAUAUUGGAUAUCAGUCUGGUUCCUUUACAUUCGAAAGAUUAAAACAAAUGGGUUUCGAUGAAUCGAGGUUAAAGACUUACGAUUCUCCUCAAGAAAUGCGUGAGCUUUUUCUUAACAAGAGCAGCAAUGGUGGUAUUGGUGCUGCAUUCGAUGAAGUCCCUUAUGUCAAGCUUUUCAUGGCUAAAUAUUGCAAAGAGUAUUCCAUUAUCGAACCUAGCUUUAAGGCCGAUGGCUUUGGCUUUGUAAGUAUAGCUUUUCCACUGGGAUCUCCGUUGGUGUCAGAUAUUUCAAGACAGAUAUUGAACAUAACAGAGGGAGAGGGCAUGAAAGCUAUGGAGAACAAGUGGUUUGUUGGAGAGAAACAUUGUCUGGACUCGACCACAUCGGAUUCUCCAAUCCAGCUCGACCACCACAGCUUUCAAGCUCUAUUUCUGAUCGUUUUUGUUUUCUCUGUGCUUCUACUAUUGCUCAUGUUGGCUUGUAAGAAACACAGAGAGAGACAAGGCGACAAGAUCGAAUCUGGAGCUCAAGAUGGAGUCAAUGAAGAAGAUAAUGUUGGAGAUGGAGAUGAAGCAGAACAUAUUGUGGACGUCGACACUGCUUUGCUCCGUCGUAAGAAACUGACCUCAAGGACUAUGCCCUUAAGGAGAGUGGCGCCACUGUUAAGGCUAAAAUCAGCAUAG